AUGCUCUGGUCGUCGCAGGAGGAAGUGGGACCACAGCCGCCGUUGGAGCAGCUGCUGAUUCCGAGCAAGCUGGGUCGGCUGGAGCGGGAGAAGCAGGAGGCUGCCAUGGCUGCCAAGCGCGCCUCGCAGCUACGCCAGGUGGCUCUCGUGGAAGCUUCGUGGUGUCGCAUACUCGACGCAGCAGGUAUCCCGUCUGUCGGCGCUCUCGAGGUGGCUUCGAAAGCGGAGGAUGAGGCACACGACGCGGUAGUCGAGGCCGCCAAGCUCGGCGUUAUUCUCGAUCAUGCCGUCACUAGCAGGAGCAGAAGCGGCAGUCCCCGCGCCGCCGCCGCUGGAAGCUCGGCCUUCUCCGCCGCCGCCGCAGCAGCCGCCGCCAGCGCCGAGGACGACGAGUUAAUGGCGGCGUCCGCGCUUGCCGGCGCCUUGAGCUCUCGCGACGUCAUCCUGACGUCAGUGUCGACCGCGCAGGCUGUGGAGAAGGAGGUGGUGUUGGCGGUUAUGAAAGCGCUGUCGCGUGUGGGGAAUAUCCGCGCCGCGGACGGCAUCGUUGACUUCGUUGACUGGGAGGUGAAGGAGGGCGACGAGCGGGAAGGGGAAGAGGAGGUGCGGGGUCGGGAAGGUGGCUGUGUGAAGGUUGGGAAGGGCGACGGCGGAGGGGAAACUGGGGAAGAUGGGAAGGAGGCAGGCGAGGAGAAGGGUACGCGAACGGGAGAAGCAGGAGAAGGCGAGGACGCAGAGGGGAAGGCAGGAGAGCUGGGGGUGGAGAAAGAGGAGCUGGUGUCUGACGAGAAUGAGUCCCAGGGGCAUGCGAUCAUAAAGGGAGAAGCUGCGGAGGCUAGUUUGGAAGAGAAGGGGGAAAAGGAGGAGGGCGAGGAGGAGAUGGAUGUCCCCGCAGUGAUCGCUGAGCGCGUGCUUGCGCUCAACCGCAACCAGCGCACGGCGCUCGCCGCCAUCGUGGCGUCGCGCGGAAUGGUCAACGGGCUGCUGCAGGGGCUGCGGAACGGCCGCCGCCAGUCGUUCUCCGCCUCCGCCUCCCGCCGCCAGUCGCUCGCCGCGCUGUCUCAGAUUGGCGGAACGGGCGAGGCGGGUUCCGCGCUAGCUGGGGCGGGAACGAGUAGGGUCGUGGGGGUUGCAGGCGGAACGGGGGAGGCGGAGAAGGCGGAGCGGAGUGUUGCGCAGGGUAAGGAGGCGGGAGUUGGCGGAUCAAGUGGGGGGAAAGCGGAAACUAAUAAUGGCAGUGGUGACCUUGGGAGUAUUUUGGUGAAGAAGCUAUCGCGACUGGAGCGGGAGAAAGCUGCAGCAGUGGAGGAGAGGAAGAGGGAGGAGGAGGAGAGGAGGAAGGCCAAGACGGAGAAGAAAGGAGGGGAGAGUGUGAGCGGAGUGAACGUUGGGUGGGGAGCGGAGGGGCUAGGCAGCGGCAUAAAGCACGUGUCGCGGAUUGACAGGGAGCUGGCUGCAGCGCGCGAGGCGGAGAGAAAGGCGCAAGGACGAGGCGCAGGGGCUGCUGCUUCUGGUGGCGCGGGUGGGGCCAGGGUGGGUAGGAGAGAACGGGUGGAGGUGGGAUCAGUCCCUUCUCUGGAUUCUAUGCUGGUGAAAGGCAAGAGUAGGCUGCAGCGGGAGAAAGAAGAGGCGGCAGAGGCUGCUAAAGCGGCGUGGGGAUCAACUGGUGGGAAGAGUACAGGUAGUGGUGUAGCGGCAGGGAAAGGGGCGGGCAGGAGGGAAAGGGUGGAGGUGGGGUCGGUGCCUGGGCUGGAUAGUAUGCUGGUGGUGCGGCAUAAGAGCAAGCUGGAACGAGAGAUGGAGGAGGAGAGGAAGCGGUGGGGGGAAAGUUCGGGCGGCGGUGGUAGCGGUGUGGUAGGGGCAAAUGGGGUGGGUGAGGGGGGUAGGGCGGAUGGUGGGCCGAAGGGAGGGCGGAGGGAGAGGGUGGAGGAGGGGUCGGUGCCUGGGAUGGGAGAGAUGCUGGUGAAGCAUAAGAGCAGGCUGGAGCGGGAGAAGGAGGCGGCAGCAGCGUGGGCGAGAGGCGCAGGAGGGUCUGGUGGUGGUACUGGCGCUGAUACUGGUGCUGAUGCUGUUGUGGACGCAGGCUGGGGUGGGUGUGGGCUGGCAGAUGUGCUGAAGAAGCCAGCGGUGAAGGGAGGGGCAGUGCAGGGCGGGGAGAUGGUGGCAGCGGGGAGAGUGGUGGUACGGGUGAAGGGGUGGAAAACGGGCACUCUGCGGCAGAAGCAGCAGCAGCAGCAGCAGAAGCAGCAGCAGGGGUUGGGGCUGGGAGAGGGAGUGAAGAAGAUGUCACGGCUGGAGAGGGAGCUGAUGGAGGCAAGGGCGCUGAGGGAGUGCGUGGGGGAGGCGGGGAAUGGUGGCGGUGCUGUGACGGGCGGCAGCUGUUCGGGGAAGACAGGCGGUGGCAGGGUGGAGGAUGCGUGGGGUGGCGUGGGGUUGGGCGACACUUUGAAGAAGCAUGUUUCGAAGAUGGAGCGCGCAAAGAUGGAGUGGGAGAAGGCAGAGGCAGCAGCACGUGAGAAGACACAACUGUAG
Molecule: messenger RNA, 2532 nt
Organism: Closterium sp. Yama58-4
Lineage: Eukaryota; Viridiplantae; Streptophyta; Zygnematophyceae; Desmidiales; Closteriaceae
Source: the annotation of a GenBank genome assembly